AUGGGGAGUUCUAAAGUGCCACGCCUACGGGCUGUUUUCCAAUCUGCAGCCUCCAGCCACGACUGCUGCCUGCAACCCCUCAUUUCUCCCUGUUUCCCGCCGGUAGCCGCACUUUUGAGCUGUGAGGGGGCGAGGCGGGGGCGGGGCUUCCGACUUGGGCUUCGGGUCAAUCGGCGCGCUUCCAGCGGUAACGGACAGUUCCAGGAGCCAAUCAGCCAACCGACUCUCUUCCGGGAUUCUCACUCCCGCCACCUGGUAGCGGCCGUUACUGGUGGCGCGCGCGCGGAUUCAGUCGAUUUCCCACUCUACCUUGGCAAGAAUGUAGUAGGUCGAAGCCCUGACUGCUCUGUGGCCCUGCCUUUUCCAUCCAUCUCCAAACAGCAUGCAGUAAUUGAAAUCUCAGCUUGGAACAAAGCCCCUGUCCUCCAGGAUUGUGGGAGCCUCAAUGGCACUCAAAUUGUAAAGCCUCCUAGGAUCCUACCUCCUGGAGUGAGCCAUCGUCUGAGGGACCAGGAAUUAAUUCUGUUUGCAGAUUUUCCCUGCCAAUACUAUCGCCUGGAUGUCCCACCACCCUUGGUCCCUCGGAGUCUUCUAACUAUAGAGAAAACCCCCAGAAUACGGAGAGGAUCCCAAAAUUCCAGAGUUUUGUUGGCUGAGGAUUCAGAGGAAGAAGGGGAUUUUCCUUCUGGAAGGUGUGUGGCGAAUGGAUCAAGGAAUACAGCAUCCCCUUCUGCAACAGUAGUUCCAGAAAGUGAUGAAGAGGUCUCUUCUCUGGCCCCAAGUAUCCCCGGGCCAUCUUCACCCUUUGGGUUGGGCAGUGACACCGAUGAAGAACAAGGUCAGCCACCAGGAGUAGAGGAGUCCUCUUUAGCUGACAGCAAUGGUGCUGCAGGGGAGGCUGAGCAGCCUGAAGCUAACGGAAUGACAGCUGGCAUACAGGCUCAGCCUACUGAGCACAAGUUGAAGGACACAAAAAUCAAGAAGGAGGCAGACAGUGCAGGUAUCUCAGAUGGGUCAGUUCCGGAGAGGAGCCCCACUCUUGGGGAGGACAGUGACACAGAAGUGGAUGAAGAACAUAAACCUGGUUUUGCGGACAGUGAUACAGAUGUGGAAGAAGAGAGGAUCCCUGUGACCCCACCUGUAGUCCCUGUGAAGAAAAACCAAGUGCUGCUUGCAGUCGGUAUAGGGGAUCCUGGAGAACCUGGUGUGGCACAUCUGCAGGACAUCCCAGCUGGUAGUGACACAGAUAUGGAGGAUGACAAGACUGCACUGGAUGUCUCUCUAGAGAGAAACCACACACCCAUGGUGAUCAACAGUGAUACAGACGAGGAGGAGGAGGAGGUCUCAGCAGCACUCACCUUGGCCCAUCUGAAAGAGAGAGGAGUUGCUUUGUGGAGUAGAGACCCAGGCACAGAAGAGGUCAAGUCCCAACCACAGAUCCUUGUAGAACAAAGCCAGAGUGCCUCUGGGAGAGACAGUGACACAGAUGUGGAGGAGGAAUCCUCAGGGGGAAAGAAAGAGAUUGUCCCUGACAGCCCCAUGGAUGUAGAUGAGGCUCUUACUGUCACACAGCCAGAGAGCCAGUCUCCCCGUAGGCCUAAUGAUGUAGAUGAGGACAUGGAUAUGAGCUCCCCUGGCAGCCAUCUAGUGGUAAAUCAGGCCUCCUCUGCUGUGGUAGACAAGACCAGAGCACAAGUGGAGGAGGAAGUCCCAGGGCCAUCUGUUAUCCUGGGGGAGAAGCACCAGGUGCCUCUAGAGGGAGCCCAGCCUCCUGAGGAAGCCUGGGAAACAGCUGUACAGGAAGGCUCAUCCUCACCAGAGGCAGCCGGAAGACCAAGCCAGCAGCCAGUAGCAGAAGAUGCUGGGACAGAAGAUGCUGGGACAGAGUGUGCUGCAGCUGUUUCUGAGCAGGAAAGUACUCUUGAGGUAGGGGCCCAAAGCGGGUCACCUGCAGCACCAGUGGAACAAGUGGUGAUAUACACAGAUACUUCAGGGAAUCCCACCCUGCCACAGAGAGAGGGAGCCCAAACCCCCACAGGAAGGGAGAGAGAAGCACGUGUGGGUGGAACCAAGAGUGCCAAAGAAUACUGCGAUGAACCUGAAGAUCUGUGCCUUCCAGCUACCCAGUGCUUUGUGGAAGGGGAGAGCCAGCACCCAGAAGCAGCUGUCCAGAGUUUGGAAGAUGAGCCUACCCAACUCUUCCCAUGUACUCUUCCACAAAAGCCAGGACCUUCCCAUCCUAGCCUUACGACUCCAGGUGCAGAUACCUUGGAUGUGCCUUGGGAAGUCUUGGCUACACAACCGUUCUGUCUAAGAGAACAGACAGAGACUUCUGAGCCCCAGCUCAUUGAUAACCAUGAAGCUCAUGGAUCUCGACCAUCUCUGCCUAGGGAACCACCAGGAUACCAAUAUCUGGUUCAUACCAGCCCAGUUCACACAGAGCUGUUGAGAAUUGAAGGCAGAGAGAUACAGACUAUGGAGAAAGCCAUGGGUAUACCAAAGGAAAUGGCCGACAGGAUGACCCCUGAGAGAGAGCCAUUGGAGAGGGAAAUCAGGGGAAGAACAGAAAACAGUGAGAGAGAUGUGAUAGGGGAAGAACUAACUCAGGGGACAGAGGACAGAGAGCCAAAGAAGGUGUUAGCUAGAGACAUUCAGAGAAAAGAGGCUGACAAGGAUCCUGAAGGGAAUAGGGAGAGUUUGGAGGCAGAAAUAGAGAUGUCCAACAGUUCACAGAAGAGAGAGAAAAAAGUAGAGAAACCAGAACCAGAGAGAGAAGGGGAGCCAGCUGAUUUAGAAGUGACCCCAGAUAGAGGGGUGACAGAGGAAGAGAGCCAUGAUCAGAAAGGUCAAAUUGCUAGUCUGACACUAAAGCCUGGAGUUGGGGUGAAGGACUUUGAGGGACUUACAUCAGCCCCAAUAAUCUCUGGGAGCCAGGCAGAUGGAGGAAAGGGAGACCCUUUGAGCCCUGGGAGGCAGCAGAGAGGCCGCUUGAGUUGCCAGAUGACACCUGCUGGAAAGGCUUCCAGGGGUGAUCCAGAGCCCCCAGACCACUGCCUGUUUUCUUCAGUACCUGAAGCUUCAACUCAGAGUCUCCUCACCUCUCAGAGCCAAAAGCAGUCUACACCUCAGCCUCUGUUUCCGACCUCUUCUUCUGAGAUACCUCUUCCUGAGAGUCUUCACACAAAGCCUACUGUCAGGCCACGGCGCUCCUCUAGGAUGCCCCCCUCCCCACACUCCUCUGCUGCCCUUAAGCCUUAUACUACCUGCCCCACAAACCAGCCUGCUGCCUCUAGACCAACAUCUCGAACCACUCGGGGCAGGGCAAAUAGGUCCUCUACCAGGACCCCAGGACUGGUUGUCCCUACAGACCCUGAAUUCCAGCCUUCCACCUCCACAGAACAGACUGUCAUCCCAACACUUACAUCCCAGGUCACUGAGGGCAGGGUACAUACCUCUGUUAAGAUGCCUGAACAAGUUCUCACAGGUCCCGAAAUCCAAUCUCCCACCUCCCCAGAACAGUCUGUCACCCCAGACCUCAAACCUCAGGCCACUCAGGGUAGACCAAGUAGAUCUCCCAACAAGACCCCAGAACCACUUAUUUCUACUGGCCCUGAACUCCCACCUCCCACCUCCAUAGAACAACCUGCCAUACCUAAACCCACUUCUCGGGUCACUCGGGGCAGGCCACGUAAGUCUUCUGUUGGGACCCCAGAAUCAGUUGUCUCCACUGGCCCUGAACUUCAGCCUCUCACCUCCAUAGAACAGCCUGUUAUCCCUAAACCUAGGGCCACUCGGAAUAGACCAAGUAAGUCUUCUACCAAGACCCCAGAACCAGUUGUCCCCACUGGUCCUGAGCUGCAGCCUCUUACCUCUGCAGAACAGCCUGUCACCCCUAACCUCAUAUCUCGGGCCUCUCGGAGUAGGUCAAGUAAGUCUAUCAGGACCCCGGAACCAGUUGACCAAACUGGUCCCGAAUUCCAUCCAUCCAUCUCCACAGAACAGCCUGAUACCCAUGAGCCCUCAUCUCGGGGUAGGACACGUAGGUCUUCUGUCAGGACUCCUGAAGCAAGUGUCCCCAUAACCCCUGAACUCCAGCCUUUCACUUCUAAAAAACAGCCUACCCCUAAGCCUACAGCUCUGGUCACUCGGGGAAGGACAUAUAAACCCUCCACUGAAGAUUCUAAAUCAGUUGGGCCAGUGGCCCCUGAUUUUGAGCCUUCUACCUCUACAGACCAUCUUGUCACCCCUAAGGUCACAGGUCAGAGCUUAACACUACAGUCUUCACCCCUAAGUGCUUCCCCAGUUUCCAGUACCCCUGAUCUCAAGCCUCCUCUCCCUAUAGCCCAGCCUGUUACCCUGGAGCCCAUUCCACAAGCCAAUCACCAAAGGAAACGAAGGGCUACUGGGAGGCAGGGCUCCUGCACAGUCCCUCUUGGUCAUAAGUCUUACUCUGCCCCCUCUGAAUCUGAGCCCCAAUCUUCAGCCAGCUCAGGAGCAUCAGAAGCAGAUUCACCCCGUCAAAAACGUCCCCGAAGACAAGUCUCCCAGAAAACCAUAGUCAUCAAGGAAGAACCUGCAGAAAUAGAAGUGAAGGAAGAGCCUCAGGAGACAGCAAUUCCAACACCAGGAAAGAGAAAGAGGGACCGUGCAGAAGAAGUGACCCAGGGAAAACCAACUCGAAGCCGGCGAACUAAACCUAACCAAGAAAUAGUAGCCCCCAAGGUACUGUUCACAGGAGUCGUGGAUUCUCGUGGAGAGCGUGCAGUGCUGGCUCUGGGAGGCAGUCUGGCCAGCUCAGUAAAUGAGGCCUCCCACUUGGUUACUGAUCGUAUCCGCAGGACAGUCAAGUUCUUGUGUGCCCUGGGGAAGGGAAUUCCCAUCCUGUCCCUGAACUGGCUGUACCAGUCCCGAAAGGCUGGUUGCUUCUUGCCGCCUGAUGACUACAUAGUGACUGAUCCUGAACAAGAGAAGAAUUUUAGCUUCAGCCUUCGGGAUUCCCUGCGCCUGGCUCAGGAACGAAGACUGCUGGAGGGCUAUGAGAUUCAUGUGACCCCUGGCGUGCAGCCACCCCCCUCUCAGAUGGGAGAGAUCAUCAGUUGCUGUGGAGGCACUUUCCUGCCCAGCAUGCCCCACUCCUACAAGCUUCACCGAGUUGUCAUAACUUGCACUAAAGACCUACCACGCUGUGCUAUUCCAUCCCGCCUGGGGCUGCCCCUCCUCUCUCCUGAGUUCCUCCUGACUGGAGUGCUGAAGCAGGAAGCCACACCAGAGGCCUUUGUCCUCUCCAAUUUGGAAAUGUCGUCUACCUAAAAAAAUAAUGUACCUUUACCCUCUCAGACCAGCAAACAGUCCUAGAAAACACUUGGAAAAAGGAACACACACAUACACAAUUAAGACGGGGCAAGGUGGUUCACAACUUUAAUCUUAGCACUUGGGAGGCAGAAAUAAUCAUAUUUUUGUGAGUUCUGGGUUAGCCAGAGGUACAUAAUGAGAUCCCAUCUCAAAAAACCAAAUCAAAACAACAAACCUCAGGAUUUCACAAAGGCUUAAGGUGUAUUGUAUUGUUAUAACUGUUUUGGGAAUGUAAAUAAGGCCUAAAAUAUUUUGGGGAAAAAAAAGGAACUUUUUUCCUAAGAUAACCAGUUUUUUAGUUGGCUCACCGGAGCUGGGUGUAGCUCUAUACAGAGCACCUGCCAUCAACCCAGCUGUGCUCUGAUGAAGCUGUUCCAGGCUCAGUACCCUGACUCUACCCCCUGUUCGGAGCCAGUAUUUCCCCUUUUCUUCCCAGGAUUCUACUCAACAUGAAGUAGCUCCCAGGAGUGCUUGGUUGAGAAGAUGAGGGUAGCUCAUGGGUGUGGUUAGAAAGGGCUUUUGUCUUGCUGCACUUGCUCUGCUUUGCAGUGUUUGCAGUUAGCUGUGGUCAUCUCCAGUAGGUCAAUGCUCGCUCUGCCUUCUUGGUGGCAAGUUUCUGUGUGGAGACAUGAUGGAUUUGAACUUGCACUUCAUUUAUUAUUAUUGAUUUAGAGUAAAUUGUGUUUGUUUUUUAAAGUUGGCUACUUUCCAGGAUGUGGAGAAAGUAGAACUCAUGAAUACUGCUGGUGUUCGGCUUGUCCUCUGCAGUAAACAGUAGCAAAGUUACUUCAAAGUAACUGCAGAGCUAGGCGUGGGCAUUGCCUAUAGCCCCAGUUCUUAGGAGGCUGAAGUAGGAAGGUCACAAGUGCCAGUUCAGUCUGGGCUACAGAGUAAAAGUCUGG
Messenger RNA from Mus pahari (shrew mouse), 6254 nucleotides. It is a transcript of the gene Mdc1, whose product is annotated as mediator of DNA damage checkpoint 1. Lineage: Eukaryota; Metazoa; Chordata; Mammalia; Rodentia; Muridae. The transcript has 16 exons. Gene Ontology annotation, cellular component: nucleus. Gene Ontology annotation, molecular function: protein binding. The record is from RefSeq and is a predicted model, not a curated record. The coding region runs from base 1 to 5310 and encodes 1769 amino acids. Gene Ontology annotation, biological process: positive regulation of transcription initiation by RNA polymerase II.